AUGUCUGUCUUCUCAGGGUUUCCUGCUUCCCCACCAGAUGCUAUCCUGAAUCUCACGGUACUCUACAACGCCGAUACCAACCCGAAAAAGGUGAACCUGGGGGUUGGCGCGUAUCGUGACGAGAGCGGUAAACCAUGGAUUCUGCCGGCCGUGAAGGAGGCAGAGGCCAUUAUAUCUUCCGAUCUUUCGAAGUAUAAUAAGGAGUAUCCUCCAGUCGCCGGAUUUCCUCUGUUUCUGGAGGCCGCCCAGUUCCUGAUGUUCGGCAAGGACAGCAAGGCAGCCCAGGAGGGUCGCAUUGCUAGCUGCCAGUCUCUCUCUGGCACCGGCUCUCUCCACAUCGGGUUUGAGUUCCUGCACCUCUGGAUGCCAAAGGCAGAGUUUUACAUGCCGAGCACAACGUGGCCCAACCACUACGGAAUAUACGAUAAGGUGUUCAACAAAUUGAAGGUGCCAUACAAGGAGUAUACGUAUCUUCGUAAAGACGGAGAGCUUGAGAUAGACUUUUCCAACACGAAGAAGGACAUCCAGUCGGCUCCAGAGAAAAGCAUAUUCCUGUUCCACGCCUGUGCCCACAACCCGUCUGGGAUCGACUUCACUGAGGCUCAGUGGAAGGAGCUCCUUCCGAUCAUGAAGGAGAAGAAGCACAUUGCCUUUUUCGAUUCAGCAUACCAGGGCUUUGCUACGGGCUCCUUUGAGGCCGACGCCUUCGCUGUGCGCAUGUUUGUCGAUGCGGGGGUAGAGGUCCUUGUCGCCCAGAGCUUCUCCAAGAACUUCGGGCUCUAUGGAGAGCGUAUCGGCUGCCUACAUGUUGUCCAUGCAGGAGUGGAGGGGUCCGUCGAGAAGAACAAGGCGCUUUCUGCUGCUAUGGUGAGUGGAAUGACUCUCCAGAUCCGUAAGACGUGGUCCAUGUCUGCGAUCCACGGGGCCUAUAUCGUCCAAGUCAUCGUUCACGACAAGCGCCUUCUGCAGAUGUUUUAUGACAAUGUCAAGGAGAUGAGUGCUCGCAUUCACCGAAUGCGUAGUCUCCUGCAUGCCUCCCUUGCGAAGCGCAAGACUCCAGGCCCCGGUUCCAAAGGGACCUGGGACCAUAUACUGACAGCCAUCGGCAUGUUCACUUUCACCGGGCUCACCCCAGAGCACGUUGAUUAUCUGAAGGAGAAGUGGAGUAUCUAUCUUGUGAAGGCAGGGGGACGCAUGAGUAUGUGCGGGCUCACUGAGUCUAAUUGUGACUAUGUGGCUGAGGCGAUUCACGACGCCGUCACGAAGCUCCCGUUCAAGAAAUGA
This is a messenger RNA of Giardia duodenalis, 1284 nucleotides long. RefSeq names its product Aspartate aminotransferase. The record is from RefSeq and is a predicted model, not a curated record. The transcript has a single exon. Lineage: Eukaryota; Fornicata; Diplomonadida; Hexamitidae. The coding region runs from base 1 to 1284 and encodes 427 amino acids. Gene Ontology annotation, molecular function: L-aspartate:2-oxoglutarate transaminase activity; pyridoxal phosphate binding. Gene Ontology annotation, cellular component: mitochondrion. Gene Ontology annotation, biological process: biosynthetic process; amino acid metabolic process.